AUGUGGGAAAAUGAGUCUUCUCUAUUAAACCAAAAUGGGAAUGUCUGUAUCGACCAGGCUGCAAUUAUUUCAAUGUAUGAGGAUGAAAACCAAAAUACUUGUGAUAACACACAAGAAAGCAUGGAAAAUAAAAGAUCUGAUGUGACAGUGAUCUGUCCUGCGGCCACCCAGUUUGCUUAUGAAUCUGAAAACUUUCAGAAUACUGUUAAAAAUAUAUCAAAGAAUACCCCAGUAAUAGAUUGCAAUGACUCGUAUUUAGAUAACAUCUGUACAGACAUUGAUGUGCUUCCCAGUCUUGGAAACUUUAAUGGCGAUAUCGCUAGUUUUAUUGGAAAACUCUCAAAACCCACGGCUGAUAAUGAAGAUGCCACUCAAAAUAAUACACUUUAUAUGAGCAAUUUGAAUGAUACGGUUGUUAUUGAUUCGGUUCAAAGUAAAGAUCCCAGUAAUGUGUUUCAUCAGCCAUCAAAUAGUGCCAAGCUCUCAUGUGUUAGACUAUUUAAUGAGUCAAUAUUCUGUUCUGACGAGGAGCCAUUUAUCAAAAAAAGCCCUACUUUAAAAGAUAAACCAGGCUUUUCGAUAGAUAUUACUUUGGAGCCAUACUGUGAAGAUCAUUCAAAUGAACAUAGCUGUUAA
This is a messenger RNA of Vittaforma corneae ATCC 50505, 636 nucleotides long. RefSeq lists its product as uncharacterized. The coding region runs from base 1 to 636 and encodes 211 amino acids. Lineage: Eukaryota; Fungi; Microsporidia; Nosematidae. The record is from RefSeq and is a predicted model, not a curated record. The transcript has a single exon.